Dermacentor silvarum is the source of this 3025-nucleotide messenger RNA. Its product is annotated as probable protein phosphatase 2C T23F11.1. The transcript has 8 exons. The record is from RefSeq and is a predicted model, not a curated record. Lineage: Eukaryota; Metazoa; Arthropoda; Arachnida; Ixodida; Ixodidae. Gene Ontology annotation, molecular function: protein serine/threonine phosphatase activity; cation binding. Gene Ontology annotation, biological process: protein dephosphorylation. Bases 232 to 1383 code for a protein of 383 amino acids.
GCCCCUGGAGGAUAUCGUGUCAACUAAAGUGCGUGAACGGCGAGCAGGCAAGUUUCUGCGAAUGAAUCGCUGAUUAAUUACGGGCAAAAAAACGCGUGUGUUUUGAGGGCUAAAAUUUGACCCUGCUCCUCGUGGUUGUGUGCCCGCGGUCGGGAUGAUUCCGUGCUGAGGAAAACGCGCGCCGUCGCAGCGAGCAGCCAAGCCGAGCAGCGCGCCCGAAGAGGAGGCAUUAUGGGCCAAACGCUUUCCGAGCCGGUAACGGCAAAAGAGACGUCGAGUUGUAUGAACGACCAAGUGAAAGUGGGCGCAUCGUGUAUGCAAGGAUGGCGUAUAAACAUGGAAGACGCCCACACUCAUCUUCUGAGCCUCACCGAGGAUAAAGAUGCUGCAUUUUUCGCUGUUUACGAUGGUCACGGGGGUGCCAAAGUGGCUCAGUAUGCUGGAAGUCACGUGCACCGCAAGAUUGUCUCUCAGCCAUCAUAUCAAAGAGGAGAUGUAGUUGAUGCCAUAAAAAGGGGUUUUCUGGAGGUUGACUCGGACAUGCUUAAAGAUGAGGCUAUGAAGGAUGAACUUGCAGGCACCACAGCUGUUGUGGUGCUCCUGAAAGGUGGUCGCAUCUACUGUGGCAAUGUGGGCGACUCGCGGGCCAUUGCUUCGGUUGGCGGGCAUGUACAGCAGCUCUCCUUUGACCACAAACCAAGCAACGAAUUGGAGACACGCCGCAUCAUCGCAGCUGGUGGAUGGGUCGAAUUCAAUCGAGUCAACGGCAACUUGGCAUUGUCAAGAGCCCUUGGGGAUUUUGUCUUCAAAAAGAAUGAAAAAAAGUCUCCAGAAGAGCAAAUAGUCACUGCAUACCCGGAUGUGGUUGUGAAGGACCUCACCCCUGACCAUGAGUUCGUGCUGCUGGCUUGUGACGGGAUCUGGGAUGUACUUUCCAAUGAAGAAGUGGUCGAAUUUGUUCGAGCCCGGAUAGCGGCAAAAAUGGAACCAGAGCAGAUUUGCGAAGAGCUGAUGACUCGCUGCCUGGCGCCUGACUGCCAGAUGGGGGGCCUUGGUUGCGACAACAUGACCGUCGUGCUCGUCUGUCUGCUGAAUGGAGCACCUUACGAGGAGCUAGCACGUCGUUGUGCUCGGCCCCCACUGCCUUGUCCUCCCUCACCGCCUGCGAGCCCUCGGGAAGGUUACCACUUUGACCACGAGGUGGCUGCAUCAGUGGCUAGUGAGCUGCAGAUGGACACACACAGGCAGGGAGACACGGCUGAGGAGAACAAGCAGCCACAAGAGCAGACGCCCGAGGAGCAGACGACGCCCACAUCGCCGACGCCACCUGCUGCUCCGCCGUCAUCUCUUAGGGAGAGUGGCGGCGAGAUGGCGGUGGCGUGAUGUGUAGUGGCGCCCGCAGUGGAACACUUAGGAAAGCUGUCCUCGCACUUCUCUUUCCGAUACCUUUUUUUUUUUCCUCUCUUCUUUUUUUUUUUUUUUUUCUUCCCAAUUCUCGGGCUUGUGGCAAAGAAGGGGCAAGAUUUGUGCUGUGCAUACAAAUCUAGACUGUGAAUGAGAUAGCGGAACAGUGAAUGGCACUGGUUGUGUACAGAGUUGUGGGUCUCACUCCUGGCAUGCUAUGAUUGGUGGCCGCUGGUGGCUUGCUGUCAUGUAGCUGCACAAUGGGAACACUGCUGUCAUGAUCACUUUCACUACAGCAGUUUCUCUUGGAAAAGUUAGCAGAUUCAGUUCAGCACCAUUGCACAGCAUUGACCCCUCUUUGUCAGAGCCAUUAACCUUUUUCUUUUCCGUCUUUAUUUUUUGUGCAGAGUAAGGGCUUGAGGACAUUACUGCAGGCUUAGCAAUCUGUGCAAUGCAAGUUUGUCACAUUCAUGUUGCAUUCAUGCCUUUUUUUUUUUUUUAAAGUCAUCACUGGCAAGCCGUAGCAGCCAAAAAUGAAAUUGACGAUCGACCCCUCUGUACAUUCACUCAUUCCGGUGUUUUAAACGAACACCACUGAGUGAGCCGUUGUUUCUCUGUGCUUAGAGUGUAUGCAGCUGUCCGCACAUGGGAUAGUUCUGCGUCUGAUGCCUGGGCAUAAAGUCUUAGCAGCACAAAUUUGUCACGAAAAACAGAGCUGGGGCAAAGAUGCUGCGUUACAUGCACAGUGUUUGGAAUUGACAGUGCAUUUUGUUUUGUUUUGCGCAUCACUCACUAGGGCCCUGUAGGCGCGACAUUUUGUGCACCACCGCGAAAAGUGUCGUAAAAGUGCACGUUUGUCCCCAGCCGCUUUGGAAUCCGGUGCCCUUUGUGUGAGAAGCUCAGGAGCACGAGAGAGGCAGAAGUGCGAUUAAAUUUCGGCCUUGAGCUGCUGCUUGGUGCCAGCAAAUUUCCAUUGUUGUUUGUUAUUGUUGUUCAGUAGCAGGCACUGUGUGUUGAGAGAACCGACUCCGAUAGGCUUGAACAUUUAUUUUUGCCAUCGUGUUUCUUGUGUAAUGUAGAUAAAAAAAAAAUACAUCAGCUCUGUCCGAGCAUGCCUGUUAUUCUGUUACCUGGAUGCAGAAGAAAAGUAUACAUACCUGUAUAUAAGCACAUGUUUUAUAUGAGCGAGCAACAGUGUUACUCAAACGCAGUCAACUGUAAAUAUUCCGAGAUUCCCCGAAUCGGUUAUUCAACAUUUUUUACUCUUUUGUUUGUAUUCUCCUGUGUGAUCAGCAAGUGAUCACACGGCCUUGUUUUUACAUUGAAAAAGAAAAAAAAAUUGAGGGGGGCAAAAUUAUACACUGGUAUGUGUUUCGGGUGACUCAGUACCUCUGUUCAAAAGUGAUUGUAGUUUAUAUUAUAGCGGCCCCCUCCAUUCUUUAUUAUUAUUUUUCUCUGAAGUCAGAUGUUACUUGCAAUGCCUAGACAGUCAGUGGGGGUGUUGUCUUUUCUACAAGGUGCUUACAUUUUAUUUACUGAAACAAAACCUCUCACUUGCUUUGUGCAGUUUGUCUUUUAUGAGUCUUAUUGAAUAGGCAUACUAAUAAAAAGCGUGACUGAA